ACGCUCCCCGCGCCGCCGCCGUCCGAUAGGCGUGCCGUGCACGGCGGAGAUCGCGUCUCAUCCAAAAACCCCCCACCCACCGACCUUCUCCAUUUCUCCCUCUCUCCUCCGUCUUCCCCACGCAGCACGCAGACUCUGUUCCUCUUUCUCUCUCUUCUUCGUUCCCGUUUCUCCGUCUCUCUCACAUCCGAUCUGCAUCUGCCUCUCUCUGUUCUUCCUGUUUCCUUUUUGGUUCAAGUGGUUAGCAUCAAGAUUUGAUUUUGUUUUCUUGGAGCGGCGGAGCGUUGGGUGGGAGAUUUCCGGGAGAUCUUGCUUGAUCUGUUCGUGUAGCUGGAGUCUGAGGUCGGAGGGGGGAGGAAGAGAUUAGACCAGAGAUGGCGGCGCAGGAGCAGGAGCAGGAGAAGCAGCAGGCCAAGACGAGCACCACCAGCUCGCUCCCUUCCAGCAGCGAGCGCUCCUCCAGCUCCGGCCCCAACAACCUCAAGGAAGGAGGGGCGGAGAGCGACGAGGAGAUACGGCGGGUGCCGGAGAUGGGCGGCGGGUCGGCGUCGUCCGGCGCCGGCGACGGCAAGCAGCUGCUGCUGCAGCAGCACGGGGCCGGGGGGCAGCCCCCGGCGUCGGCGUCGGGGAAGAAGCGCGGGCGCGCCGCGGGGGACAAGGAGCAGAACCGGCUGAAGCGGCUGCUGCGGAACCGCGUGUCGGCGCAGCAGGCCCGGGAGCGGAAGAAGGCCUACAUGACGGAGCUGGAGGUGAAGGCCAAGGACCUCGAGCUCCGCAAUGCCGAGCUCGAGCAGAAGGUCUCCACCCUCCAGAACGAGAACAACACGCUCCGCCAGAUACUGAAGAACACGACGGCGCACGCGGGCAAGAAGUCCGGCGGCGGCGGGAAGGGCGGAGACGGCGGCAAGAAGCAGCACCACUUCAGCAAGAGCUAGAGAACUUGCUGCUGCUCGUAUGCUGAUCUGACCAUUGUUAGGACACGCUGCUGCUGCUGUUGUUCUUGUUGCUGCUGCUGCCGCGGUUUGACGCCUGUCUUGUCUUCUUCUUCUUCUUUCUUCUUUCUGUACGGUUUGCUGUCGCCUGCAUGUUUAGCUAAUGCCUCACUGUUGUGUUUUACCCUGUCCCUGGUAGCUUGUUCUUUAGGGAAGUCGAUCUAUGGAACAUUGUUGUGUAAUUGAUGAUUGCGUAGCACUAUUCUAUUUA
Molecule: messenger RNA, 1203 nt
Organism: Brachypodium distachyon (stiff brome)
Lineage: Eukaryota; Viridiplantae; Streptophyta; Magnoliopsida; Poales; Poaceae
Product: transcription factor HY5
Exons: 3
Coding region: 375-935 (186 amino acids)
Biological process (GO): red or far-red light signaling pathway; regulation of photomorphogenesis; positive regulation of transcription by RNA polymerase II
Cellular component (GO): nucleus
Molecular function (GO): DNA-binding transcription factor activity, RNA polymerase II-specific
Source: RefSeq, a predicted model, not a curated record